Molecule: messenger RNA, 710 nt
Organism: Chenopodium quinoa (quinoa)
Lineage: Eukaryota; Viridiplantae; Streptophyta; Magnoliopsida; Caryophyllales; Amaranthaceae
Product: probable terpene synthase 13
Exons: 2
Coding region: 156-644 (162 amino acids)
Molecular function (GO): terpene synthase activity
Source: RefSeq, a predicted model, not a curated record
UAAGCAUUUUCCACAUGAAAGUCUUUAUUUUGCUAAUUAUAAGUACGAUCAAGUAGCUUUCUAACCACAAAAGAGGAACUAGGCCAACCUUAUCAAUUAGCUUUAAAUACCGUACCAAUAUUAGUAGGAAGUACAAAGAACCAAAACUCCACACUAUGGUUGGUUAUGGUGCCCUUCCGCUCAACGUGUUACCUGUGUCGUUCCUCACGAAUAAGGAAACUCGAAUUGCCAUGGAUACUUCUGUUGUCAUCUCUACCAAUAAUUCAAAGAGAAAUAUUAGUAAUAUAAAAAAUAAGGGGUUCAAAGAUUUUCAAUGUUUUGUGCAUGCCAUUUCAAAGGACAGCUUCGUCAAUGAUCAAAUCUCUUUUACAGAUGAAAAUCAGCUUGAAGAGUUGGUGAAAAAGAUUAAGAUGAAAAUAAUGGCAAGCAAAAGAUACGGUGAUAUAGAAGAAUUGGUUAUAAUUGAUGCUAUACAACGAAUAGGUCUUGAACAUUAUUUUCGAGAUGAAAUCGGUGCUGCUUUAGAAAAGCAUUAUGAUUUAUAUUAUAGUACAAUCGGAGAAGGUACUGAUAAUCUUCAUGAUCUAGCUCUUCGCUUUCGCCUGUUGAGACAACAAGGAUACUAUGUAUCUUCAGGUAUUUAAUUUUUAAUUUUUAUUUAAGAUAAGGUGAAAGAAGGUUAUAACGAGUUGAAACCUCAUAUAGUCAUA